AUGGGCCCCCGAGAGGCCACCGGUCAGGUCACCGAAGAAGUGCCGCAGUGUCUGAACUUUUGCGAGAGCUUCGACCCGCCCUCCAGCGCCGAAGUCAAGAUCAUGCUAGACAGCCAGAACGACGAGAGGAUGGGGGUGGAUGCGACAGCACCUGGUCUGCGGCAGUGUGAUGUGCGGCGCAACCUCAUAGGGGGCGACGUGGAUAACUCCACCUCAUACCCACUUUGCGUUGCUCGCAAGACCGAACUGGUGUGCUGUGCUGCGCCAGUGCACUCCACUAGCAUCGCCAGCGGGAUGUUCGGUGUGUUGACUUCCGUGCUUGCGCGGGAAUGUAGGUCCGUUGUGACCGGCCGCAUGGCUGGAGCGCUCUUUGCAGGAACAACUUGCGUGGCGACACGAUGCGCUUCCAAGGCGGCCGGAGGUAGCACCACGAACGGCCGCAAUUCGCGAGGCAGGCGUCUAGGGGUGAAGAAGUUUGGGGGGGAAAACGUGGUAGCGGGAAACAUCAUCAUCCGACAGCGCGGCACUCAGUUCUACCCCGGAAAGGGGGUUGGCAUGGGCAAGGACCACACGCUCUUCGCGAUGUACCCGGGGUUUGUCGUCUUCAGCCGCAGCCCCUUCACGAAGCGACGAACAGUGUCGGUCAUGAAGGCUAAGGUGGACACCGAGGCCGUCGCGGCCUUGCUGGCAGAAGAACAAGCGAGAGAAGCCCGGGCACGAGCUGCCAGCGGGAUUUACGUGUCGAUGUAA
Ectocarpus siliculosus is the source of this 750-nucleotide messenger RNA. The record is from the annotation of a GenBank genome assembly. NCBI's taxonomy places the organism in Eukaryota, Phaeophyceae, Ectocarpales, Ectocarpaceae.